AUGGACAAUGGGCCAGCUGAGGUCCUAACUGAACUUGAACAUGAAAACGAAAUGUGGAACAAGGAGGUGGAAGCAGGAGCAGGUGACUCAGCGUUGUUUCCUGGGGCCUUUAAUUGUUGCACGGAAAUUUCGUAUGAAAUUCCCAAAGGAAUUCUCCGAAGAGUGGAGAGGUUUGAAAUCCAGAAAGCAGAUGGCCUAUGUCACCUAGAAGCUGUUAUUCUCUACAUAGAAGGCAGAAAGUUUUGUGUGAGCCCACGGAUUAGAAAAGUAAAAAAAUGGAUGAAGAAGAACAAGCACAAGACUCCCAGAAAAAAGCAUCACGGUAGAAAGCAGAGAAUCAAAAUUAUUAAAAAGAAAGAAAAGAAACAGUAA
Molecule: messenger RNA, 372 nt
Organism: Merops nubicus (carmine bee-eater)
Lineage: Eukaryota; Metazoa; Chordata; Aves; Coraciiformes; Meropidae
Product: C-C motif chemokine 28-like
Exons: 3
Coding region: 1-372 (123 amino acids)
Biological process (GO): immune response
Cellular component (GO): extracellular region
Molecular function (GO): chemokine activity
Source: RefSeq, a predicted model, not a curated record